Molecule: messenger RNA, 651 nt
Organism: Pollicipes pollicipes
Lineage: Eukaryota; Metazoa; Arthropoda; Thecostraca; Pollicipedomorpha; Pollicipedidae
Product: ras-related protein Rab-7L1
Exons: 4
Coding region: 1-651 (216 amino acids)
Biological process (GO): phagosome-lysosome fusion; endosome to lysosome transport
Cellular component (GO): phagocytic vesicle; late endosome; lysosome
Molecular function (GO): GTP binding; GTPase activity
Source: RefSeq, a predicted model, not a curated record
AUGACUCAAGGUCAGUGUUUGCUUCGGCAUUAUGUGGGCUGCACGCUCUCCGGUCAGUGCUCGCCGGCGCCCAUCAGCCCCAAAGAGCGGCCGCUCAGCGCCACCUGGCGCGACGAGCUGUCCGGCUCGCUGGAGCUGGACACGCCCACCACGCCUCAGGAGGCAGCCGCCAUUCCCGGCGCGCCAGGUGAGCCCCCUCGGCCUCGGACGCUGAGCGGCCCUCCAUACAAACUGCUGGUGGUCGGCGACCGGGGCGUCGGCAAGUCGGCCAUUGUGGCGCGCUACGUCUGCGACGCGUUCUGCACGUGCCACGAGCCGACGGCGGGCGUGCGAAGCUCGACCAAAACGGCUGUGUCGCUGGAGGACGCGGAUGUCACCGUGCAAAUCACCGAGCUCAGCCCCGAGUGGUCGUUCCAGGGCAUGGCCGAGGUGUUCUACAAGGAGGCGCACGGCUGCGUGGUGGUGUUCGACCUGGGCGAGCGGCAGUCGCUGCGCAGCGCUCUGCAGUGGAAGCGGCGGAUCGACGAGCUGUGUUGUCUGCCCGGCGGCGGCGGCGUCCCGAGCCUGCUGCUGGCCAACAAGGUGACCAGCCGUCCGGUCGCGGCCCGACACAGACCGAACAGCGUAUCCGACCUCAUGCGUGUGGACUGA